AUGAGCUUGCUGCCGACCAUUACGGAUGAAGACAACGUCGAAAUCUUCGAGGAGGACGAUGAUGGCGAAGAUGACUUGAUGUUGGGACCCGCCAGUGAUGAAGAGGAGGAGGAAGAGGCGGACGGAGAGACUCCCAAGAAGGGAAAGAAGAAGGCGAAGAAGACCAGCAAGCUCGAGUUCGACUUCUCCGGCGACACCAGAGAGGGCGAGCGGCCGUGGGACUUCUCAUGGGCGCUGCAGAACACACUCGAGAAGAACUACGACGAGCAAACGUCGAUCGACUACAAGAUCAGGAAGCAGCUGGAGAGUAGGCGAAAGCGAGGUGUUGUGGACGACGACAUCGACGACGAGGACGUGGAAGACGAGCAGGAGGGAGUAGAGCAGCCCAAGAAAAAGAAGAACAAGAAGAACAAGAAGAAGGCGGCCAAGGAAGCCGAAAAGGAGGAGGCUGAAGAGGAUGAAGAAGAUCAAGAAGACGAGAACGAGGAUCAGAUCAAGCAGGUGACGCACAAGCCGACCAAGAAGCAAAUCAAGGAGGCAUUCUUCGAGAAGUCUGAGACCGAGGGUUACCAAGCCGAGAGCUUCCUGGAUCUUCACUUGUCUCGUGCCUUGUUGAAGGCCGUGGCCAAUCUCGGCUACGACCGACCCACUCCCGUGCAGUCGCAGGCGAUCCCCAUCGCGCUGCAGGGCAAGGACGUGUGCGCCAGCGCCACCACCGGCUCCGGUAAGACCGCCUCGUUCGUGCUGCCCAUCCUCGAGCGCCUCAUCCACAGGGACAAGCGCAUCAUGGCCACGCGAGUCGUCAUCCUGACGCCCACGCGCGAGUUGGCGAUUCAGUGUCACUCCGUGAUCGAGAAGCUGGCCAAGUUCACCGACAUCACGGCCUGUCUGGUCGUGGGCGGUCUGUCGAACAAGGUGCAGGAGGCCGCGCUCCGCAGGCACCCCGACAUCGUGGUGGCCACGCCCGGUCGUAUUAUCGAUCAUUUGAGGAAUGCGCAGUCGUUCACCCUGGAGACGGUCGACAUUCUCGUGCUCGACGAAGCCGAUCGACUGCUGUCGCUCGGAUUCGCCGACGAGCUGGAGCAGAUCAUCAAGUUCUGCCCCCCUAACCGUCAGACCCUUCUCUUCUCCGCCACCAUGACCGAAGAGGUGGACCGUCUGGCCUCGCUUUCGCUGAACCGGCCGGUGCGUGUGCGUCUGGACCCGAACAUGCGGGUGGCCAGCGGCAUUCAGCAGGAGUUCAUCAAGAUCAAGGAGGCUCGCGAAUUCGACCGCGACGCCAUGCUCCUCGCGCUCUGCACGCGUUCGUUCAAGAAGCGGGUGCUGAUCUUCUUCCGCGCCAAGAAGGAGGCCCACAGGCUCAAGGUGAUCUUCGGUCUCGCCGGACUCAAGGCCGCCGAGUUGCACGGCAAUCUUUCCCAGAAUCAGCGUCUUGAGGCGUUGGAGAAGUUCAGGGACGGCAACUUCGACUACCUGUUGGCCACAGACCUCGCCGCCCGUGGUCUCGACAUCCUGGGUAUCGAAACGAUUAUCAACUACAACAUGGCCCGCACCGUUGAGUCGUACAUCCACCGCGUGGGCCGAACUGCCCGUUGGGGCCACUCCGGCAAGUCGGUCACGUUCAUCAGCGAGCAGGACAGGAAGGUGUUCAAGGAGAUCAUGAAGAGCACCAACCAGAAGGUCUCCAACCGCGUCAUUCCGCCCAAGAUCAUCGAUCAGUGGCGAGAGAAGAUCGACAGCAUGAAGGGCGACAUCAGCCAGAUCUUCGCCAUGGAGUACGAGGAGAAGCAGCUGCGUUUGACGCAGAUGGAGGCCAGCAAGACGCAGAACAUGAUCGAGCACCACGACGAGAUCAUGUCCCGUCCCCCGCGCACCUGGUUCCAAACCAAGGAGCAGCGAGACCUCGCCAAGGGUUCGUUUCUCCCCCUUUCCCUGUCCUCCCGCGCCAAGCAGGCCAUCUCCGCGCGCCAGGCCAAGAAGGCCGACCGCGACCGUCGCAGCGGCAAGUUCGUGCCGCCGCCCGAGAACGCCGGCAAGCGCGGCAAGAAGCGCGCGCGAAGCGACGACGGCGGCGCGCCCGCGGGCGGCGGCGGCGGUGGUGGUUCGCGCUUCGAGGCGGACAUGACGCAGCCCAAGAAGAAGCAGAAGGCGGCAGGGUCGGCCUUCGACGGCGAGAAGGGCGGCAAGGGCGGCAAGAGCGGGGCCGCCGACGGCGAGAAGAAGCAUCUGGGCAAGAAGCGCGGCAACAAGGCCUUCAAGUCCAAGAAGAGGUUCCAGCGGAGGAAGUGA
Messenger RNA from Acanthamoeba castellanii str. Neff, 2289 nucleotides. Its product is annotated as DEAD/DEAH box helicase domain containing protein. The record is from RefSeq and is a predicted model, not a curated record. Gene Ontology annotation, molecular function: RNA helicase activity; nucleic acid binding; ATP binding. The transcript is spliced from 14 exons. Lineage: Eukaryota; Discosea; Longamoebia; Acanthamoebidae. The coding region runs from base 1 to 2289 and encodes 762 amino acids.